UCGUCCCACAACUCUCUGGCUGGGGACAACCCCGACCGCGCAACAUCUACGCUACAAAGUGCCGCCGUUUCGUACGCGUCGAACCCAAAGCUUACUUCACCGGAACAGGAAGAAAAUUGCCGGAUCUGCUGCUUGGAAGAAACGCAGCAACCAUGACGGACAUUCGGGCAAUGUUUAACAAACAGCAGAAUGGCGCGGCUGCAACAUCGAGCCCGAAAAUCGGUGGUAAAUCGAUCGAAAAGAUUUACCAGAAAAAAUCGCAACUGGAACAUAUCCUGCUCCGACCGGACACGUACAUCGGUUCGAUCGAGAUGGUAAAGGAACCGAUGUGGGUGUUCGACAAGGAAACGAAAAAGAUGGUCCAGCGUGAAAUUACGUACGUUCCCGGACUGUACAAAAUCUUCGACGAGAUUCUGGUAAAUGCGGCCGAUAACAAGCAGCGCGAUCCGAAGAUGAGCACCAUCAAGAUCGAGAUCAAUCAGGAAACGAACACGAUCUCGGUGUGGAACGAUGGCCACGGCAUACCGGUGGUAAUGCACAAGGAGGAAAAGAUGUACGUACCGACGAUGAUCUUUGGCCAUCUGCUAACUUCCUCCAACUACAACGACGAGGAGGAAAAGGUAACCGGUGGCCGUAACGGGUACGGUGCGAAGCUGUGCAACAUCUUCAGCACCAAGUUUACGGUCGAGACCGCGUCGAAGCAGUACAAGAAGUGUUUCAAACAGAGCUGGGGCGAUAACAUGUCGAAGGCGACGGAGCCGAAAAUUAAGGAAGAUUUUUUCGGCGAUGAUUACACGAAGAUUACUUUCUCGCCGGACCUGACCAAGUUUAAGAUGGAAAAGCUGGAUGAUGAUGUUGUUGGGCUGCUGUCGCGCCGUGCUUACGAUGUGGCUGCGUCGACGCGUGGCGUAACGGUCUUUUUGAAUGGUCAGCGUGUGCCGAUUAAGACGUUCAAGGAUUAUGUCGAUCUGUUCCUGAAGGAUAGCACCGAUGAGCUGGGCGGACAGGUGAAGAUAUGCUACGAAGCGGUGAAUGAUCGGUGGGAGGUGGCAGUUGCCAUUUCCGAGCGUGGCUUCCAGCAGGUAUCGUUCGUUAACUCGAUCGCCACGACGAAGGGUGGCCGGCACGUGGACUAUGUGGCGGAUAUGGUCGUGAAGCAGCUAAUUGAGGUGUUGAAGAAGAAGAAUAAGGGUGGCGUUACGAUUAAACCGUUCCAGGUGAAGAAUCACAUGUGGGUGUUCAUUAACUGUCUGAUCGUAAACCCAACGUUCGACUCGCAAACCAAGGAAAACAUGACACUGCAGGCGAAAAGCUUCGGUUCGAAAUGUACCCUGUCGGAGAAGUUUAUUGGAGCGGUGUCGAAGAGUGGUAUCGUCGAGUCGGUGUUGCAGUGGGCCAAGUUUAAGGCGCAAACUGAUCUUGCCAAAACAUCCGGUUCGAAGAAAUCGAAGAUCAAGGGUAUCCCGAAGCUGGAGGAUGCGAACGAUGCCGGUACGCGCAAUUCGCUCAACUGUACACUCAUCCUUACUGAGGGAGAUUCCGCAAAAACGUUGGCCGUUUCCGGGUUGGGAGUGGUAGGUCGCGACACGUACGGAGUGUUUCCGUUGCGUGGUAAGCUGCUGAAUGUGCGUGAAGCAACGCACAAACAGAUUCUGGAGAAUGCUGAAAUUAACAAUCUGAUCAAGAUUUUGGGUCUCCAGUACAAGAAAAAGUAUCUCACGAUGGAGGACCUAAAGACGCUCCGGUACGGCAAGCUGAUGAUAAUGACCGAUCAAGAUCAGGACGGGUCCCACAUUAAAGGAUUGCUGAUCAACUUCAUCCACACCAACUGGCCGGAACUAUUGCGGCUCCCAUUUCUCGAGGAGUUUAUAACGCCCAUCGUAAAGGCUACGAAAAAGAAUGGCGAAGAGCUGUCAUUUUUCUCGCUGCCCGAGUUUGAAGAGUGGAAGGCCGACACACCAAACUCCCACACGUACAACAUCAAGUACUACAAGGGUUUGGGUACGUCCACCUCGAAGGAGGCGAAAGAAUAUUUCCAAAAUAUGGAACGCCACCGGAUACUGUUUCAGUACGAAAGCACCGUUGACGAUGAGGCGAUCCUGCUCGCCUUCUCGAAGAAAGCGAUCGAACAGCGUAAGGAUUGGCUAACGGCACACAUGGAAGAGUGCCGACAUCGGAAGCAGGUCGGAUUGCAAGAGCGCUAUCUGUACACGAAAACGACGCGCGAAAUUACGUACAAAGAUUUUGUCAACCUUGAGCUGGUACUGUUCUCCAACUCGGACAAUAUCCGGUCGAUUCCUUGCAUGUUGGAUGGGUUAAAGCCGGGUCAGCGCAAGGUCAUGUUUACAUGCUUCAAGCGUGACGAUAAGCGUGAGGUAAAGGUGGCUCAGCUGGCAGGUUCGGUGGCGGAAAAGUCCGCCUACCAUCAUGGUGAGCAGUCACUGUGCUCCACCAUUAUUAAUUUGGCGCAGAACUAUGUCGGGAGCAACAACAUCAAUUUGCUGUACCCGGGUGGUCAGUUCGGUACGCGCCUGACCGGUGGUAAGGAUAGCGCCAGCCCGAGGUACAUCUUUACGAUGAUGUCAGUGCUGACGCGUCACAUCUUUCAUCCGCUCGAUGAUCCACUGUUGGAAUAUCAGUACGAGGAUAAUCAGCGCAUCGAACCGGUAUGGUAUCUGCCAAUUAUACCGAUGUUGCUGAUCAACGGUGCGGAAGGUAUCGGUACGGGGUGGUCUACCAAAAUCCCGAAUCACAAUCCACGCGACGUUAUUGCCAACAUUCGGCGCAUGUUGAAUGGGCAGGAACCGAAACUUUUGACACCGUGGUACAAGAAUUUCCAAGGCGUCAUUGAGUCGGUCGGUGCCCAACGCUACAUUACUGCCGGUAACGUUGGACUGUUGGAUAAUCAGAAAAUUGAAAUAUCUGAACUUCCGAUCGGUACUUGGACGCAAACUUACAAGGAGAAUGUGCUGGAGGUGUUGCUGCAUGGAUCGGAUAAGGUAAAACCGGUCAUCUCCGAGUAUCGCGAGUACAACACCGACACAACGGUGCGGUUCGUCAUCUCCUUCCUGCCGGGCGAGUACGAAAAGCUGUACGCGGAGGAAGGUGGUUUCCAUCGGGUGUUUAAGCUUACCAGUUCGAUCUCAACCUCCUCAAUGCACGCGUUCGACGAUAAGAGCUAUCUGCGCCGGUACACGCACGCGAAUGACAUUUUUGCCGAAUUUUACACGAUUCGGCUCGACUACUACGGUAAGCGGCGCACCUAUCUGCUCGGAAUGUUGCAGGCCGAGGCGGACAGUUUGUCCGAUAAGGCUCGCUUCAUUAUGGAGAAGUGUAGUGGCACGCUGGUGGUGGAGAACAAGAAGCGCAAACAGCUGAUUGACGAGCUGAUUAAGCGUGGCUAUCGGGCUGAUCCAAUCCAGGAAUGGAAGCGUCGCGUAAAGGCAAACGAUGAGGAUGGUGAGGAGGAGGAGGAAGCGGAAGGCGAAGAGGAGGAGGUGGAAGAUGUGAAGCCGGGCAAAUCGUCGGCCAAGGCUGCAAAGGGACCGAUCGAUCCGGAGAAAGCCUUCCAACGGCUAACCGAUGUGAAGAAGUUCAACUAUCUGCUCGGCAUGUCCAUGUGGAUGCUGACCGAGGAGCGGAAGAACGAAAUCCUCAAACAGCGCGAUCAGAAGCUAAGCGAACUGAAGGCUCUGCAGGGGAAGACGCCCGAGUCACUGUGGAACGAUGAUUUGGACAUGCUAGUUCGCAAGCUGGACGAAGUCGAGGAGAAGGAACGGCUCGAUGCGAUCAGCACGGAGAAAAAGAUGAAGGGUGCGGCAAGCAAGGCUGGAACAUCGGGACGGAAGGUAACGAUGGGACGCAAAAGCGCCAUCGACGACACGAAACCGAGCAUGCACGCGGAAGCGGUCAAGUUCCGCAUCUCGGAGGAUAUGGUGAAAAAGUUCGAAAAGGCAGCCUCGGUCAAGGUGAAGAAGGAGAAAAAGGAACCGGGCGAGAAUGGGGAGGAUGGUGGUGGAGAGGUGGACGAGUUUGAUGCGCUGGUUGAGGGUGAGAAACCGAAACCGAAACCACGCGUCAAGAAAGAACCGAAGGAACCGAAAGCACCGAAAGUGCCACGGGUGAAAAAGGAAAAGGGAUCGCCCGCCGAGAAAGGCAAACGUGGACGGAAUAAGAAGGCUUUCUCGUCAGAUGAAGACGAUGCGUUUAAAUCGGACCAGAGUGGCGAUGAUUUCGCUCCGCCGGUGAAUGUUCCGAUGCGCGAGAAAACUGGACGUCGUGCUGCCGCCGCAAAGAAGGUCAACUACUCUAUAAUGAACGAUGGCGAAGAUGAUGACGAUGACGAUUUCAACCGCUCGGACAGCGAAAUGUUCGACAACGAUCCGGAGGGUCGCACGAACGCCGCCGCCGACAGUGACGUGGAGGAAGUGCCGGAACCGGCCCGAUCCGCAGCGAUUGAUCUCGAUGAUAGCGAUUCGACGCCGAUGAAGAAACCGGGUCCGGUGAAAAAGCGUGUCCUUGGGCCGAAGGUGGCCGACACCAAGCCGGGUGGUGCUAAGCGGGGCCGAAAGGCUGCCGAUAGUAGCAGCGAAGCGGAAAAACCAGUAAAGAAAACAAAAAAGAAGAUCGUACAAAGCUCGGAGGAUGAGAAUUCUCCAUCGAUGGACGACGAUGAUUCAGACUACUAA
Molecule: messenger RNA, 4688 nt
Organism: Anopheles maculipalpis
Lineage: Eukaryota; Metazoa; Arthropoda; Insecta; Diptera; Culicidae
Gene: Top2
Product: DNA topoisomerase 2
Exons: 5
Coding region: 153-4688 (1511 amino acids)
Biological process (GO): resolution of meiotic recombination intermediates; sister chromatid segregation; DNA topological change
Cellular component (GO): nucleus
Molecular function (GO): ATP binding; DNA topoisomerase type II (double strand cut, ATP-hydrolyzing) activity; DNA binding
Source: RefSeq, a predicted model, not a curated record